Messenger RNA from Kockovaella imperatae, 654 nucleotides. RefSeq lists its product as hypothetical. The record is from RefSeq and is a predicted model, not a curated record. The transcript is spliced from 7 exons. Bases 1 to 654 code for a protein of 217 amino acids. NCBI's taxonomy places the organism in Eukaryota, Fungi, Basidiomycota, Tremellomycetes, Tremellales, Cuniculitremaceae.
AUGUCAUCCGCAGACUUUGCAGACCCUCUAAAAGGUCCAAAUGGCGUCAUUGGAGGCUAUGGCUGGAAUGUGGCGCCGUGCCAUGAUGCUCUUGGUCCUGAACGAACAAAGAGGAUGGCAGCCAAGAUCGAAGAGGGGAGGCUGGGGAAGAGGAAGAAAUUGCCGAAAGACGAGAAUGCCUGGGACAACCUCUCUUCGCACCCAUCCGCCUUCCUGACUACCAAAGAUGGUAAACCCAGACUGUUUCCCUUCCCUCUAGGUAAAGCAGGAGGCAGUCAAGGUCUCAGAGGGGAAUUGUGGUGGGAAGCAGGCAACGCAGCACAUGUAUGGGCAAAGAGACUGUCCAAUAUCAAAUUACUCAUGGGCAUUAUCGUCGUCGGCUUGUUCCACAGAAAAGCAGCCGUGGUUGCUCUGGCCGGACUGAUCUACUACGUCUUCGCGACGGAACUGGCUGGGAUGCUGAAACCAAAGGAGAAGGAUCCAGACGACGACCCGCCGACCAGAAGACGCAAGGUACCCACGACCCCCGGAAUGGCCAUGACGUACCUGUACGAACCUACUGGUAAUGGAGGCGUCAGGGAAGCAGGGUCAAUACCAGUCAAUGCGCCGAGCAACCGAUUAAUGACCAGCACAGAUUCGAGAUAUGCUUCGUGA